Messenger RNA from Thlaspi arvense, 2662 nucleotides. The record is from the annotation of a GenBank genome assembly. NCBI's taxonomy places the organism in Eukaryota, Viridiplantae, Streptophyta, Magnoliopsida, Brassicales, Brassicaceae.
AGGGGUUGGGGUUUCGACGACUACCUUCUCUCUCUCUAUCUGAAUUGUUGAAGUUAAUUAGUUUCGUCACCGGAACUUUGACCUACCUCUUACUCUCUCGGAGUAUUGAUUCCCGGCGUUUAGCGAUGGGAGAAAGAGGACAGCUCGAAGCGUCGAUAGAUCGUCUUCUGAACGAAGAGAAGCAAAUGAGGCUUGCGGAAAAUGUCGCCGGAACGAGGAAAGCCGCUAUGGAGAUUCUGAAGCUUUGUUUCGAGGCUAAAGACUGGAAACUUCUGAACGAACAGAUUUUGAAUCUGUCGAAGAAACGUGGCCAGCUUAAGCAGAAUCGGUGCUUAGUGUUGUAUGAGCAAGGAGACACGAUUGAUUUGAUUGCAAGACUUUAUGAUAUUAAAGUGGAAAGGUCUCUUCGUUUGCAGGCUGUACAAUCAAUGGUGCAACAAGCAAUGCAGUACAUUGAUCAGACACCAGACAUAGAAACUCGGAUUGAGCUUAUCAAGACCCUAAACAAUGUAUCUGCAGGAAAGAUAUAUGUGGAGAUCGAGAGAGCUCGUUUAACCAGGAAGCUUGCCAAGAUUAAGGAAGAACAGGGUCUGAUUGCCGAAGCUGCAGAUCUUAUGCAAGAAGUUGCUGUGGAGACAUUUGGUGCUAUGGCAAAAACAGAGAAGAUUGCAUUCAUCCUUGAACAAGUUCGGUUGUGCUUGGAUCGACAAGAUUUUGUCCGUGCACAAAUCUUAUCUAGGAAGAUCAAUCCAAGAGUAUUUAAUGCAGAUACCACGAAGGGUAAAAAGAAACCUAAGGAAGGUGAAAACAUGGUAGAGGAGGCUCCAGCUGAUAUACCAACAUUGUUGGAGCUAAAGCGGAUUUACUAUGAACUAAUGAUUAGGUAUUAUUCUCACGACAAUGAGUACCUUGAGAUAUGCCGUAGCUACAAGGCGAUAUAUGAUAUCCCUUCAGUAAAGGAAAACACAGAACAAUGGAUUCCAGUUCUGAGGAAGAUAUGCUGGUUCUUGGUCUUGGCGCCCCAUGAUCCGAUGCAAUCGAGCCUGCUUAAUGCAACCUUGGAAGACAAGAAUUUGUCAGAAAUUCCUGAUUUCAAGAUGCUUCUAAAACAGGUUGUGACAAUGGAGGUGAUUCAGUGGACAUCUCUCUGGAAUAAAUACAAGGGCGAGUUUGAGAAAGAGAAAAGCAUGAUUGGGGGGUCCUUGGGUGACAAAGCUGGUGAAGAUCUCAAACUAAGAAUCAUCGAACACAAUAUUAUCGUUGUCUCAAAGUACUACUCAAGGAUUACCUUAAAGAGACUUGCAGCACUUUUAUGCCUGACCAUUGAGGAAGCAGAGAAGCAUUUAUCUGAGAUGGUUGUGUCCAAAGCCUUGAUAGCAAAAAUCGAUAGACCAUCGGGAAUAAUCUGCUUCCAGAUGGCUGAAGACAGCAACGAAAUUCUCAACUCAUGGGCGACAAACUUGGAGAAGCUCUUAGAUCUUGUUGAGAAGAGUUGUCACCAAAUUCACAAAGAAACUAUGGUUCAUAAAGCCGCACUAAGAGCUUGAGAAACCUGUUUAGCAGAGAGAUGGAGAGAAUCUUUCAGGUUGUUGCCAUUUGUCCGAAAAUUCUUCAUUCGAGUUUUGUUUCUUUGUUUGUGUCACAUACACUAGAAUAUUUAUUCUGUGUGUGAUCUUUAAGGAAACCUUUAGAGAGUACACAAAAAAACUCUUAGUUUUCUUUUUCUCCCUGUUGUCUUAUCAUUUUUUUUACAACGAAUUAUUAUGCAAAAAUAUGAUAAAUAUUGAAAAAAACAAAACAUGCAAGGAAGGAAGAAGGAAAGCAAUACAAACCUAAAACACUAUAAUAUUUAGGUAAUCGUUUUUUUAGUUCUUUUCUAUAACUAUACUAUAGCAAAAGAAAAGAAAAAAAUGAAGCAAUUCAUCAGGAUGAUGGACUGUUAUUACUUGUCUUGUCUGGUGACCAUUGUAGAUCCUGGAGAUAACCAGUUUCGUUUGCCGAUUCCGGCAGAGGCUGAACCGCUGCCGGAGAAAACAUAGGAAGAGAAUGAGACGACGAUGAUGAAGUGGAUUGCAUUGUCGAACCUCCCGUGUGGCCAAAACGCAACGGAAACGACAUUUGAUCAUAUAAACCCAUAGAUUGUUGUUGAUGAUGUUGCUGAAACUGUUGCUGUUGACGAGCCAUCAUCUCUGAGUAAUUCAAGUUGUAGGAUUGCACCAACGGCUGAGAAUGAACGAUUUGCUCCGAAGCAGGUCUUAUGGGCAAAAGGGUACUUGUGGAACCCGAGUUCCUUAACUGGGUCGGUCUCUGAACAGCGGGUUGCGGCACAGAUUGUGCUGCAGCGGUUGAAGCGGGUCGAACGAGUUUAACGUUCUCAGGGAAGUUGAGUUUGGCUUUGUUGCCUCUAAACCGAAGUGCAGCUUCGUCGUAAGCUCGUGCAGCUGAUUCAGCGUUGUCGAAAGUACCGAGCCAAACUCUAGCCGCUUUGAACGGAUCUCUAAUCUCAGCCGCCCAUUUUCCCCACGGUCUUUGUCUCACUCCUCUGUAUCUUCUCCGAGGUUGGUCCCCACUAGACGACGACGUUUCGGUAUUAGCAUUUGUUGUGGUCGUGUAUUCAUAUGUUGGGCCUGAACCUGACAUGUUGCUCGAAGCUUCCCUCACU